Messenger RNA from Maudiozyma saulgeensis, 2871 nucleotides. Lineage: Eukaryota; Fungi; Ascomycota; Saccharomycetes; Saccharomycetales; Saccharomycetaceae. The record is from the annotation of a GenBank genome assembly.
AUGAUAUGUCGUUCAUUAUUUUGUCACAAAAUUUUAAAGCAAUCAACCAGAGUCAGGCUAUAUAGUACGGUUCUCGAUAAAACCAAAGCACCUCAAAUAACAACAAUUCGAAUAGACUUAAAUAAUUUGAAAAAAAGUAUUUCUGAUAAUCUCAUAUCUUCUAACAACGAUGAGGUAACAAAAUUUUUGCAAAAGGAAGAUAAUGACAAGACUCUGUUACCACCUUCAUUAAGGCAGGUGAGAACAAUCAUGGAUGUUCACAAGAAUAAUGUAGUUCUCACCCAGAUGGGAUCCUUCUACGAGUUAUACUUUGAGCAUGCAACACAGUAUGCCCCUAAAUUAAAUAUUUCUUUGACAAGUAAGAAAUACAGUUCUGGGAAGGUUCCUUUUGCUGGCUUUCCUUUGAGCCAAUUGAAUAGACAUUUAAAGGUGUUGGUGAACCAGCUCGGGUAUAGUGUUACUAUAGUGGAUCAAUUCCAGAAUCAUACACCUAUAGAUAACGAUCCAAAUAAGUUUUUCAGAAAGGUUUCGAGGAUAGUUACUCCAGGUACAUUUAUUGAUGAGGCUUUCGAAAAUUUUAGGGAAAAUUCAUACCUUUUAAAUAUUGAGUUCCCAUCUAAUUGUAUGAAUAAAUUAGCUGAUUCAAAUACAAAAAUUGGUCUUUGUUGGUGUGAUCUGUCCACUGGUGAAAUUUUCGUUCAAGAAGUGCAAUUAAAGGAUUUGAUAUCUGCGAUUACUAGGAUAAAACCAAAGGAGAUUAUCCUAAAUAGUAAAUUACUUGAAUUUAAUAUUGAAAAUGGCGAAUGGUAUCCUGAACUUGUUGAAUUAAAAAAAUAUUUUGUGAAGUUCCAAACUCUUCCAGCUCAAUAUCAUACUGUUGAUACUUUCUAUAAUUUAUUCUUUAGUGGAAAUAAUGAUUUUAUAAGGCGCCAAUUGGAUCAUAAACUAAGAUCAUUCACCCAAAAAGAGAUAGCCUCUUUAAGAAACAUCCUCGAAUACGUUCAGGAUCAUCUUCCAGAUUGUUCUGUUAAUUUUCAACUCCCUGAAAGACAAUCCACAACACGUAUAAUGCAAAUUGAUUCGAGGACCAAUUCGGCACUCGAGUUGCACUCUACAAUAAUGAACAACGGUAAAAGAGGCUCUUUACUAUCCACUAUUAGGAGAACUGUAACACCAUCUGGUACAAGGUUGUUGACAAACUGGUUAUCUGCACCUUCUUUAGAUUUGUCUGAAAUUACAGAAAGGCAAACUUUUGUAGGACUGUUCAAACGAAAUUUUUCUUUUAACAAUACGCUAAUAAGCCAACUCAGGGAAGUAAAUGAUUUAUCCCGAAUACUACAAAAAUUCAGCUUUGGUAAAGGGACUGCUAUUGAUUUGAUCCAAAUAUCAAAGUCCUUAAAAACUGCCUUUGGGAUAUCAAAAAUGAUGAUAGCUCUUAUGCCAACAUUAAGAAAGAAAGAACAAAUACUACUUCAAAAAUUAAUUGAUCAACUCACAUUCGAUACCACACUUAUAGAUAACAUUUUGGAAUCUAUUAAUGAGGAUAAAGUAAUUUCUCAAGAAAAAUCGCCUGAUACUGGUGAAGAUGUGGAGUCACAGAAUACAGACAAAAGUAUAUCAAACAGUGAAUCAAAGCGUGAUAUAUUAGAUACAAUUAUUCCUUCAGGAUAUUCUCCGCUAUUACAGAGGUAUCAUGAUGAGUAUUUUUUGAACCUUAAAAAGAAGGACACUUUUGAGAACAUCUGUUCUGAAUUCCUUAUCAAUACAUUUGGAAUUAGAAAAGCAACACUGAAACAAAGGCAAAAUAAUAGUUUUGCUUUAUUAGUUAAUGGAUCUCCAACCUCUCUAGUUAAACUGGAUAAUUGGGUAAAUGAAAAUAACGAAUUUAUGGAUGCUACGUUUCAUACGCUACAAAAAUCGAAUCAAACUCGUUGGUUAUCACAUUCUGAAUUAACGGAUAGGGCUUCUAGAAUAGAGUUAUCGUUAUUGAAAAUAAAGAAGGAGGAGGAUAAUGUAUUAAAUUCAUUCAAGACUCAAUUAUUAGAAAGAUGUAAUGAAAUUAGAAUAAUUAAUUCGACAUUGGCUUAUAUAGAUACAUUAUCUUCCUUUGCUAAAUUGGCAGAAGAAAAAAAUUUAAUUUGUCCAAAAGUUGAUAACAGUUUAGAGUUAAAAAUUAAUAAAGGAAGGCAUUUGAUGGUUGAAGAAGGUAUAACAAGCAAAUCGUUACAAAGAUUUGUUUCAAAUGAUUGUAAUUUGGAUCAAGGGGAUAUAUGGGUAAUAACCGGACCUAACAUGGGUGGUAAAUCAACAUUUUUAAGGCAAAACGCAAUAAUUGUCAUUUUAGCACAAAUUGGAUCUUAUGUUCCUUGUGAUAGUGCACAUAUUGGACUAGUAGAUAAAAUCUUUAGCCGUGUUGGUUCUGCAGAUGACCUUUAUAAUGAAUUGAGUACAUUUAUGGUAGAGAUGAUUGAAACAUCAUUUAUUCUUCAUGGUGCCACAAACAGAUCAUUGGCCAUAUUAGAUGAGAUAGGAAGAGGAACGAGUGGAAAGGAAGGUAUCAGUAUCGCUUAUGCUGCAAUGAAUUUCAUGGCAGAGCAGAACCAAUGUCGAACUUUGUUUGCAACUCACUUUGGCGAGGAGUUAAAUAAUUUAAUACAAAAAAGACCUGGUACGACCCUAAGUAAAAAAGUGAAAUUUUUCCAAAGUAAGAUGAUUGAAAUAGAUAGAAUUAAGUUUUACUACGAUUAUAGAAUGGUUCCAGGAAUCUGUACGAAAUCAGACGCCAUUAGAGUUGCAAGAUCGGCAGGUUUUCCUGAGAGUGUACUUGAAGAGGCCGAACAAAUCCUAACAGCAGGGAAGGACGGUAAUUAA